AUGUCAAAAUUAUCCUUACAAAAUGCUAUUUUAACCUAUGAACAAUUAGAAUCUACUCCUUCGAAAAUUGAUGAAAUUCCUGAGGAUCUCGAAGAUAAUCUGCGAAAACUUGGCUGUGAUUUGAUUCAGUCAGCAGGAAUUCUUUUGCGACUGCCACAAGUAGCAAUGGCAACUGCUCAAGUACUUUUCCAACGAUUUUUUUAUGUGGAGUCAUUGAGAAAAUCUUCUAUCAGAGAUAUAGGCAUGGGUUCUCUGUUCCUCGCUUCUAAGGUACAAGAAUCUCCUUGUAAAAUACGCGAUUUGAUCAAUGUCUAUCAUUAUUUGAUGCAACGUUAUCGUAAUUUACCCGUGGAACCAUUAGAAUACUUUGGCUCGGAAGUAUAUGAAAUGAAAGAAGCAUUAACAGUUGCUGAGAUGCAAAUACUUAAAAAAUUAGGAUUUAAUGUUCAUGUACAACUACCAUAUGGAUUAAUGGUAAAUUACUUGAAAGUAUUAGAACUCACUGAACAUGAAACCAUUCCGCAAAAGGCUUGGGGUUAUUUAAAUGACUCGCAU
Messenger RNA from Dentiscutata erythropus, 555 nucleotides. The record is from the annotation of a GenBank genome assembly. NCBI's taxonomy places the organism in Eukaryota, Fungi, Glomeromycota, Glomeromycetes, Diversisporales, Gigasporaceae.